CCACGAUCCACAACUAUAUUCUAACGACAACCACGGCAACGACGAUGAAAAGGACAUACGGACGUAAGAACUCGCGCCGUGCGCAACCAGACUCACCAGACGUGGAGGUCAUGCUUUCGCCACCACGGAAACGACCCAGAAUCGAGGUUGAGAUCGUGCAACCACCGUCCAAUGUGCAUUUAUCACCACCCAAAGUAACUAGUCCUAUCCGAAGAAGUACAACGAUGCCUGACGUGGGCUCAAUCUCGAGCACGCCGCCGAACAUACGUACGCCGACUAAACCAGCGCGGGAUCUGAGCACAUUGUUCCCCGCUUCUCCGCAUCGGACGCCGAACUCACCAGGAAGGUCGCUCGGAGUGGUGAAGCGCAUGUUGUCACGCUCACGCACAGAGUCGUCCAUUGAUCGCGAUGCCGGACAGAAUGUCUGCUCAUCAAACCCAUCGUCUAACACACUUCCUGUUCAUCAUUCUCCACCGAAGAUAAGUUCCUCGCGCUCACCCUCCCCAACACGGGGCGAACCCCUACCGACAAAGCAUACACGGACGUAUGCUGGCGCGUCACGUUCUUACCGUAUUGCGCUUCCGGCAGCAGAUCUCGCAGAGCCAGAUGACUCGCGUGAAUCUUAUGCCGACUUGCGGUCCCGGUGGGGUGUCGACAACUCCGAGGACGAUCCACGUCCUUUCGACGAUGAUAACCGGACACUGAAGAGGACAUCCAGUGUGGGUUCGCGGGUGCUAGCGAAUGGAAUGAUGAAUGAUCUCAAGAGUAUUACGGAGUUGCGGAGCAAGGGAGAGAGCAGACGAUUUCUUGACGAGGUAGGGUAUUUGUUUGAAGGCAUAGAGAGUGGUUGUGCCAUUGCGCUCCGCAGAGCCAGUGUCUUGGAAAUCGUUACUAAACUAUGCGACCCGGAAUUCAACCGUCGUGCGAAAACAUCUGAUUUUUAUGCUCGCACUUGGGAUGUGUUCGUCAAGGCCCGUGAGGAAGGUCCGGACAAGAUUCUUGAUGUCACCUUAUCCUUCUUUGCGUUCCUUUCUACCCGCGACCCCCAAACCCUUUCCGAAGUUGCUCAUAAACCUGAACUCGUCCCCACUCUCCUCGAGAUCCUGCGCUCUGUCACUCCCACCUCUGACAUGAAGGGUGAUGGGCUAAAUCAGGGUCUGAAGAAAGACAUCCUUGCACUCGCCCUGUCGGGGAUGGAUGCAACGGGCCUGAGAACAUCAGGCAUAAUCCGCACAGACGUGGCGCCGCUCAAAGCUCUUGCAGACCUGAUCACCAAAUCAGGAGUGAUGAAGGAUAUACGUGGGCUCUCCACUCGCACCCUGCUUAGCACUACACUCUCGUCCUUGCCGCCUUCCCUCCUUCCGCCUGCAUUUCAUACCCUCCCAUCGAUCCUCAAUUCCCUCCAUGCCGAGCUCCUACUUGUGCCUCCACGCGUCAACGCUUGGGAGAGGGGACUGGAACUGUUCCCUGGUUUUACACGCUUGGAUAUAACACUUGGGAAAAAUGGGAAAGGAAAAGAAAUACGUAAACAUUCAGAUCCUCCGAUAGAAAUCGCUACUCCCUCCCUCGCUCACAUCCACGCUUGUCUCCGGCUCGUAGAUGCCUACCUCUUGGAAGAGUGGACGAACCACGUUCCGUCUCGUUCUGGUGUCACAAGCAAUGGUUUAAAUGGGACUGGACAAGAAGAAUCAGAAAUUCACCGUGCGCUGGCGGACCCGGCACUUAUAGACGAACUCGUGGAGUUGUGCGUUGCUGCUGAGAUCCUUAUGCGAGAUUGUGUACGGGAUUUGGAUAUGAUGAACAAAGAAGGGGCUGAUGCUGUAGAUGCGGAUGCAGAGGAUGGUCAGGGUGAGCUUGCACGCAAGACCCUCUUCUCGACCCUGCGUAUCCUUACGCUACUCCCGUCCUCCAAUUCCGCCCAUUCCCGCCCUUCAUCCUCAUACACUCACUCGUCUCCGACAUAUUCUGAUACACUCUCUCCUGACUGGACACCAAGCGGCACAGCCCUAUCCCUUGUUACUCGCGUGGUGUUACGUGCACAAGCUGGAUGGGUCGAGUCUCUUAGCGGUGAUGGGGUCAAAGGGGCAGGGGAAGAACCAAUGCAAGGGGAUGAAGAUCAUGUGGUAAAAUCGGAGCAACUAGAGGACACAGAUACUUCAUCUCCACCUCCACCUGGCUCCCGACGUGAAUCCACGCGUUCGCCUCGAAAACAGGCGCUGUUUCCUGUUCCUUCGCUGUCCAAAUCUACGCAUAAACCGGUUUCUGCGAGCAAAAUAACUACACCAAGUAAACUUCGCAGACAGGGUACGUCGAAUGGAAACGGUACGCCGAGUAAAGGGAAAAAGAAGGCCAUAUCAGUCCCGAUGUAUCCCCUCACACGUGUUGAGUCCUUCGACUUGCUUUGUCUUGCGCUUGGGUUGCUUUUGAACUGGGCGUCCGGAGGUGUUGAAGGCAAAGGGGUGUGUGAGGGGAUGGGACGCAUUCUUCUCAAUCCCGCCUGUUCUGCAACUCGCAGCUGCGUUCGCACCUGUUCAUGCACUCCGUCCUCCCAGAUACCGCUGCUUUCGUGUUUGGUAUCUGUGUAUCAGGCAUAUUGCGGUUCAGUAUUCGCAUCGACUGAUUAUUUAUCGCGGAAACUAAAAAUCGCAUCUGGCCGUGAGCGCAAACCAAGCUUGGAUGUCGGUCGAAAGCCGCCAUCUGCGCGCCAGAAGCAAAAUUCUCCUUCUGCGAGCCCUUCCACCUCUCCUAGACGUAAAAUCCCUUCCUCCCAGCCCACAUUGAACACAUUCAGCAUGUCUCAAUCUCCCGAAUUCACUUUCCUGGCAGGGUACACCGCUGUCCUGCUCGGCCUCCUCUGUACAUCCACAGCCCCACGCGAAAUCACAGUGCUACCCAACAACCGAUCACUGAUAUUUGGCGACGUCCUUCUCGAGACACUCAUCAGAGACGUGCGAGACUUUUUGGCGCUGUAUGACGAUCUCGAGGGUGAGCUCAGUAGCGAGGGCGAUAUUGUGGGUGUGGAUGUAGAUGUGGCUCCAGAUGCGGAUGGACGGCGUGGUGGGGGACGAGAGCAAGAUGGCGGAAGGGAAAGGGGCAAAGCGCUGGAGAAGAGGAGCGAAGAUAUAGCGCGCGGGGUGUUGAGAGCAUUAGAGGCGCUGCGAGAUGAUGUACUAAUGACAUAGUUGUCGAUACCUGCUACUGACUGGUGCAUUAUCAUUUCGCGAUGGCCGAUAAAGCCACCUGCAAGGAACGAACUACAAUUCGCAUCGUCACGGAAGGUUGACCUUAGCGAAGCCGAACAGUGACUCGGUGAAGCGGUAACACGCACGAUUUCACCCUGCCAGGUGCGGCGGGAGACCCCACAGGCCUUGCGCGCGGGAUCUUUCGAUUCAACUUUGAGAGAAGGCGCUAGCUAGGGCUAAAGUUUAAGCGUCACAACUGAAAACCAGACAACUUAUAUUACUUGACUCGAAUGAGUUUCGGAAAUCAGCUACACGAAUAACGGAUAGUACUGUGACGGGAUGGUCUGGGACGCUCCACUCGUGACGUUCGCGUCCGAGCCGUUCCGAGCCGCUCGGCAUCUCGCGGUAUUUCCGCAUAAAUUCGAACAGAGCUAAUUCUGUUCAUUGCUCCCCCGUCUUUCCUCAACGUCCAGCUCGAC
This is a messenger RNA of Suillus clintonianus, 3661 nucleotides long. RefSeq lists its product as uncharacterized. Bases 45 to 3182 code for a protein of 1045 amino acids. Gene Ontology annotation, biological process: regulation of chromosome condensation. The transcript is spliced from 9 exons. Lineage: Eukaryota; Fungi; Basidiomycota; Agaricomycetes; Boletales; Suillaceae. The record is from RefSeq and is a predicted model, not a curated record.